Molecule: messenger RNA, 722 nt
Organism: Gadus morhua (Atlantic cod)
Lineage: Eukaryota; Metazoa; Chordata; Actinopteri; Gadiformes; Gadidae
Product: carcinoembryonic antigen-related cell adhesion molecule 5-like
Exons: 4
Coding region: 115-666 (183 amino acids)
Source: RefSeq, a predicted model, not a curated record
CCCUCUGGUGAAGUAGAGGAGGGCAGUUCAGUGACUCUGAGCUGCAGCAGUGAUGCCAACCCAGCAGCUGAGUACACCUGGUUCAAGGUUGUUAGAGAUGGUUCCUUCAGGUACAUGAACCAUGGACCACAGCUCAUCUUUAAACCCAUCCGAUCUUCUGACAUUGGACAAUAUCGCUGUGACGCUCAGAAUGUCCUAAGGAAAAAAUCUGUCACCAAGUCUAUUGAUGUUAAAUACGCUCCAAAGACCCCCUCAGUGACCGUGAGUCCCUCUGGUGAAAUAGAGGAGGGCAGUUCAGUGACUCUGAGCUGCAGCAGUGAUGCCAACCCAGCAGCUGAGUACACCUGGUUCAAGGAACAUGAAGACUCAGUGAAAGCAUCAGGACAGAACUACUCCAUCACUAAUAUCACAUCUGAGCUUGGAGGAAACUAUUACUGCCAAGCACAUAAAGCAAUCGGAUAUCAUAACUCCACAUUUUUGAUAAUUAAAGUGACAUCAUCAUCAUCAUCAUCAUCAUCAUCAUCAUCAUCAUCAUCAUCCUCAUCAUCACAUCCAGCAAUGGUAGCUGUAACAACCAUUGUUGUCCUACUGGCUACCAUACUCCUCCUUGUCUUACUGUGGAUGAGCCACUACCAGGUCCUCUGUAUGAAAACGUUUCAGCUCUGACCAAUCGAUUGGCUCCUGCAGCACAGAGAGAACCAAUAGAAGAGCAGGAUGACCAU